GUACCUCAUUCUGCUUGAACUCCGUCGCAUGUGACACUGACAUCUGUGCGUGUCUGCUGCACGGCCAUGCACCGCAGCUUUCUGCUUAUCUCCUCAUCCACGUAUGAUGGUGCGUCCAAUAACUGACUGCGAGGCCAUUUCUCUGUGAACAACCACCCGAAAAAAAGAAAAGCUGAAUUAAAGGCCCUAGACACUGUGACAACUUUGAAGAAUCUGAUAAAGAAAAGCAAGAUGAAGUCCAAGGGGAAAGCUGUGAAACCUUCCAGAAGAACCUGGUCUGACCCAGAGCCAGAACUUGAACCAGACACAGAAGCGGAACCGGCUUCCAGUGAACAGGAAGACUCCGAGGCCUCUGUGAGGAUUGGUUGCUCCUGGAGAGGUUCCUUGAGGAGCAGGGGGGGCAAGCGGCAAGGAGCGGGCGGAGGUCGUCGGCGCCGGCAACACGGCUCCACCACGAAGGAGCGCAGCAUCCGGCGCCUGGAGAGCAAUGAGCGUGAACGCCAGCGCAUGCACAAACUCAACAACGCCUUCCAAGCGUUACGCGAGGCCAUCCCGCACGUGAAGACGGACAAAAAGCUCUCCAAGAUUGAGACGUUGACGCUGGCAAAGAACUACAUCAAGGCCUUGACCUCUAUCAUCCUGGACAUGUCGGGGGCCUGCCUCCCCGCUGGCGAGGUCCCGUCGGAGGCCAGCGCCGCCAAGCUGCUCCAGUGCUACCAGAAACAUCUGGAGGAGGAAGGUGAGGAGGGUCUCACCCAGUACCUUACCCACAUGCACAGUUUAAGCCAACUCAUCUAGCAGACCAGAAGGCAGGUGGACUUUUGAGGCGGCCAAAUGAAAUCUAGUUCCUGCAGGUGCACUGCUGUGGGAUCCAAGUCAGGAAGGAUGUGUUCUGCAGGAGCCCAGUUGACUUUAUACUGCAGUGCUCUUCAUAAAAAAAGACACAAGGAAGGGUGAGCUUAAUUUGGACUGUCCUAACGUCUUUGUUUGGAACCUGGGAAUUCUUCCUCUUCAUUUUUGUAACAGUGAAAAAUUCCUGCCUUUUUGUCGAGGGGGGGG
This is a messenger RNA of Phyllopteryx taeniolatus (common seadragon), 1059 nucleotides long. It is a transcript of the gene bhlha15, whose product is annotated as basic helix-loop-helix family, member a15. The record is from RefSeq and is a predicted model, not a curated record. The transcript is spliced from 2 exons. Gene Ontology annotation, molecular function: protein dimerization activity. NCBI's taxonomy places the organism in Eukaryota, Metazoa, Chordata, Actinopteri, Syngnathiformes, Syngnathidae. The coding region runs from base 232 to 798 and encodes 188 amino acids.